This is a messenger RNA of Aplysia californica (California sea hare), 1947 nucleotides long. RefSeq names its product kelch-like protein 10. Lineage: Eukaryota; Metazoa; Mollusca; Gastropoda; Aplysiida; Aplysiidae. Gene Ontology annotation, molecular function: protein binding. The record is from RefSeq and is a predicted model, not a curated record.
UCAAGCCUUCAACACGCCAUUUCUUUUCUUCUAUUCUUUUUUAAAGACGUAAUUAAAUGACAUCUGAUAUACGGUUGUUGGUAAAGUUGUAACAUUUUCGGCAAGGGAGGACGGUGAGGGUGAACUUGCACUACUGGCGGAGCGAACAGAAUGUCCGCCGUCGAUGCGCGGCCGGACGAGUCUGUAUCCGAUGAGUCGGCGAUGUCAGCAUCUCUGAAAUCGGAUUUCAGUUCACAGGCAUGCAAUGUCUUGGCCGAGCUCCGCGAGCAAGGAGAGUUGUGUGACGCUGUCAUCCGGGUGGAAUCGGCACUUUUCCCCAUCCACCGGAACAUCAUGUCAGCCUGCAGCAGCUACUUCCGGGCGCUCUUCACCAGUCAGAUGCUGACCACGAAUCAACAUGAGAUCUCCCUGACCCAGGUGGGUGCUGACGUCAUGUCCGUUCUCAUCGAGUACGCUUACACACGAACUGCGAAGAUCACCGCCAUGAACGUAGAGCAAGUGCUGCCUGCUGCCGAUCAGUUCCACAUCCUGGGAGUGGUCAAGGCGUGCUGCGAAUUCUUGACCAAAGAAUUGACCCCUGAGAAUUGCAUUGGCAUUCGAAAGUUUGCGCAGAGCUACUUUUGCAGCGGGUUGGAGCAAAAAGCACACUCCUAUACGCUUGAUAACUUCCACGCUGUCUUCACCACCAGUAAUGAAUUCCUGCAGCUGGAUAUUGAUGAGGUCGUGGAGCUGCUCCAGUCGGACAAUUUGAACGUGCGCACAGAGGAGCUGGUGUUUGAUGCUCUCUGUCGCUGGAUCGACUACAGUCCGGAGAGGAGGCGUCGGCACAUCGCUAGGCUACUGAGAACCAUUAGACUGGGUCUCCUUACCACCAAUUUUUUUGUGGAGAAGGUGAUGUUCGUCAUCGGCGGCUGGAGUGGGGGCGCCCCGACCAACAUGGUGGAAACGUACGACACUCGAGCUGACAGAUGGGUGGUCUGCUCCGUUGCCGACACAGGUCCUCGAGCAUAUCAUGGGAUGAUCACAGUUGAUGGUACUAUCUUUAUCAUCGGGGGCUUCGAUGGUGUGGAGUAUUUCAACAGCUGCAGGACCUUUGACCCAGUCAAAAAACUAUGGGAAGAGGCUCCUCCCAUGAACUGCAAAAGGUGUUAUGUGAGCGUGGCGCUGCUGGCUGGCUACAUCUACGCCAUGGGUGGAUUCGACGGUCACGUGAGACAGAACUCCGUGGAGCGCUUCACAAAGGAGACCAACCAGUGGAGUCUGAUACGGCCCAUGCACCACCAGAGGAGCGAUGCCUGCGCUACCACGCUCAACGAUAAUCGAUGACAUGCUUUUCACGAUUGGCGGUUUUAAUGGAGUUACCACCAUCUUUAACGUGGAAUGUUACGAUUCUCAAGCAGAUGAAUGGUAUGACGCCACUGACAUGAGCCUCUACCGGAGUGCUCUGAGCGCCUGUGUGGUGAAAGGUCUGCCCAAUGUCCAGGACUACAUCUACCAAAACCGCACCGUGAGGAACCAGGACCAUUCGUCCACUGUGGACCCCCCGGAACACUCUGGACCAGCCUCGCCGACCUGACUGAGACAGUUGAUGGGACGGUUUCUGGUCACUCCAGCCAGCUGGUUCUCCUUCUAAGCACGUAAGGUGAAACCAGUAACAACCCAUCCAAACCUGUCCACGCAUACAUUCCAGGAAGGUCCAACGAAAAAAAACCCUUUCAUGACCCGAUUUCGAAAGUACAGAAGAGUGCUAUAAUUUUUUGUUUCCAAAAAACCGAAUACCAAAGGAUGUCACGAGAAAGAAGCGAAAACAGUAAUAACUAUCAGAAAGAACGUGAAAGAGAAGAAAAACAUUCAACUUUCCAUUCGAACAGGAACACAAUUGCAAUUUGUCUUUGAUUAACUGUGUGCUGACUUGACAUCAAUAAAAGAAUUCUGGCGUGAAAAAAA